GAUCAUGGCGCCUAGUCAACGUCAGCGGCAGCUCGUUUUAUCGAAGAAAGAAUUAAAAAAGAUCAAUGGAAGGAGAUUUUCGAAGCCAGAAGAAUCUUCCGAUAUGGGACUUGUUUAUCCUGGUUACGAUACAGCUUUCAAAUUGCUACUAUCGGCAAGAUUUUGUUCUGCUAUAUGGAGUCACAUAACGGACUGUGAUGAAACGUACAAUUACUGGGAACCGAGUCAUUACUUGCUCUAUGGAACAGGCCAGCAAACAUGGGAAUAUAGUCCUGAAUAUGCCUUACGUUCAUAUAUGUACUUAUUAAUUCAUAUGGUACCAGCAAAAGUUUAUCAUUACUUAUUGGAACCAAAUCCUGUACUAGUUUUCUACUUUAUACGAUGUUUUCUAUCAAUGGGUUGUGCAUUAUCUGAAGUAUAUUUUUACAAAAAUGUCUGUCGCGAAUUUGGAGUUCAUAUAGCAAGGCUUACAUUAGUAUUUCUUAUUCUUAGUUCUGGGAUGUAUAUUUCCAGUGCUGCAUUUUUACCAUCAUCUUUUUCAAUGUAUGUAAGUACUGUUGCUAUAGCAGCUUGGUACGCUCGCCAGUAUGAACUGGCUAUUUUUGCUACUGCCAUUUCUUCGUUACUUGGAUGGCCAUUUGCUGCAUUGCUUGGAUUGCCUAUUGCUAUUGAGAUGUUAAUACACAGGCGAGAAUGGGACAAAUUUAUAAAGUGGGUUAUUAUAUCCGCUGUUGUAAUUGGAAUACCAAUGGUAUGGGUGGAUUCCUUAUAUUUUGGCAAAUUUGUCGCCGCACCAUUAAACAUUAUAUUAUACAAUGUCUUCACUAAUCAUGGACCCAAUCUUUAUGGCACUGAACCAUUCAGUUAUUAUAUCAUCAAUGGAUUCCUGAAUUUCAACUUCGUCUUUAUCGGUGCAUUAUUUGCACCUUUGGGUUUAUUUUUAGUAUGGUUAAUCAUGCCGGCACGUCCAAGAGAUCGUUUAUGUCUUUCAUAUUGGUAUUCAUUAGCACCUUUAUAUCUAUGGAUUUUUGUGUUCUUCCUUCAGCCGCACAAAGAGGAACGGUUCUUGUUUCCAGUAUAUCCUAUGAUUUGUUUGGCAGGCGCUAUAGCAGUGGAUGUUGUACAAAAGUUAUACUUUUAUCUUAGAACGAAAUUCAAUUCGUCGCAUAUCAGUUGCCAUUAUUUACAGUUUACUACACACAUUACCGUUUUGGCGAUAUUAAUAUGUGGCCUCUUGGGAUUUUCAAGAUCAUUGGCAAUAUAUAAAGGAUAUUAUGCUCCUAUGGAAAUUAUGUUUGAAGCUAAUAAGCUUGGAACAGAAGGCGAGGUACCCAAUGAUGUUAACAUAAAUUUUUGUAUUGGAAAAGAGUGGCAUCGUUUUCCUAGCAGUUUUUUCUUUCCUUCUAAUAAUUGGAAAUUACAAUAUUUGAAAUCUGAAUUUAAAGGACAAUUACCACAACCUUUUUUAGAUCAUGAAAAUGCAACAAGUGUAAUUCAAGCACACUUUAAUGAUAUGAAUAAAGAGGAAUCAUCACGUUAUUUUAAUUUAGAUAAGUGCCAUUUUCUAUUAGAUCUGGAUAUAGGAACUGAAACAACUUUAGAACCGAAUUAUUCUCGGCUAAGUGAUCAUUUUACUAUUGUAAAAUCUUCUAAAUUCCUAGAUGUAUCAAAGUCACAUUCCCUCUUCAGAGCAUUCUACAUUCCAUUUGUAUCACAUAAAUUUUGUACAUAUGGCUCAUAUAACUUAUUACAAAGUAAUAAGUUUAAAUCUUUGCUGUCCUUGAAGCAAAGGAAUUCUAAGCUUUCUUAAAUGAAAGACAGAAGUUUACCCAGAGAAAUAAUUUUUGUU
Molecule: messenger RNA, 1849 nt
Organism: Camponotus floridanus (Florida carpenter ant)
Lineage: Eukaryota; Metazoa; Arthropoda; Insecta; Hymenoptera; Formicidae
Gene: Alg9
Product: alpha-1,2-mannosyltransferase ALG9
Exons: 12
Coding region: 5-1810 (601 amino acids)
Biological process (GO): protein N-linked glycosylation
Cellular component (GO): endoplasmic reticulum membrane
Molecular function (GO): alpha-1,2-mannosyltransferase activity
Source: RefSeq, a predicted model, not a curated record